CUGUCGCGGGGCAACUUUGCGGUAAUGUUUACCAAACUUGCAUCGUUAUAUAAUAUCUUGUUUCCUCACUCUGUUUGCCUUAUACCCAUAUCUCAAAGUCUAAACUGUGACCUGCCUGUUUGUUUGCAAAUAAAGACUGAUUCUUGCGAAUUUACUUGAUCAAUUUGUUGAUUCGACUCAUGAAAAGCCAGAAAAAACAAUAACUGAUCUCCCCGACAACGAGCGCAAAAGCCCUGCUUUAUAGCAAGGCCCAAAACCACAAUGGCAGACGCAGGUGCUAAACCAGCCCAGAAUGGCACAGAAAGACAUGAAGAGUACCAAUAUCUCGAUCUUGUGCGCGAGAUACUCGACAAUGGCGAGCACAGGCCAGACAGGACCGGCACGGGCACAUACUCCAUCUUCGCACCGCGCCCCCUCAAGUUCUCCCUCAACAAGGACGGCACGCCAAUCCUCCCUCUGCUGACGACGAAGCGCGUCUUCUCGCGGGCCGUGAUCCUCGAGCUGCUGUGGUUCGUGUCGGGCGCGACGUCGGCGAAGCCCCUGAGCGACGCCGGGGUCAAGAUCUGGGACGGCAACGGCAGCCGUGAGUUCCUGGACGGGCUGGGAUUGCAGCACCGCGAGGUGGGCGACCUGGGCCCCGUCUACGGCUUCCAAUGGCGCCACUUUGGCGCCGAAUACACCGACUGCCACGCAGACUACACGGGCCAGGGCGUCGACCAGCUCGCCGAGGUCGUGCACAAGCUCCGCACGAACCCGUACGACCGCCGCAUGGUUCUUAGUGCUUGGAACCCCAAGGACCUCAAGCUUAUGGUCCUGCCGCCGUGCCACAUGUUUGCGCAGUUUUACGUCUCGUAUCCCAAGGCCGGCAGUGACAGCAACGGCAACGGAAACACCACAGAAGGCGCGGACCAGACGUCAUCGCCAUCCAAGCCAAAGGGCCACCUCCACUGCCAGCUCUACCAGCGGUCCUGCGACAUGGGCCUAGGCGUGCCCUUCAACAUUGCCAGCUACGCACUGCUGACGCACAUGAUUGCGCGUGCCACGGGUCUAGUGCCCGGGUCGCUGACGCACGUCAUGGGCGAUGCUCACGUCUACGCCGACCACGUCGACGCACUCCGGACGCAGCUGGAGCGCGAGCCGAGGCCGUUCCCCGAGCUCGAGAUCAACAGGCCCGAGGUCCCGGAGGGUGGCGACGGCGUCAUUGACGGCUGGAAGCUCGAGGACUUUGUCAUCAAGGGGUAUGACCCGCACAAGGCUAUUGCUAUGAAGAUGUCUGUCUGAGCUUAAGCUGUUGGGCGGGCUUUUCUUGUUUCAUGAAUAUAAUGACUGUGUUUGGGAUGGCUCAUCAUUGGCGGUUUGGGUACGUUUGAUAGAGUAUAUACCAGUAGACUUGACUUGACUGCGACACUGGAAAUAUAUUGUGUAAUUCUGCAUCCCGUUGAACUCUUUUUGAAACGCUAUGAUGCUGUGGCUGCGGAC
Messenger RNA from Pyricularia oryzae 70-15, 1479 nucleotides. Its product is annotated as thymidylate synthase. Gene Ontology annotation, cellular component: cytosol; mitochondrion. Gene Ontology annotation, biological process: dTMP biosynthetic process. The transcript is spliced from 2 exons. Lineage: Eukaryota; Fungi; Ascomycota; Sordariomycetes; Magnaporthales; Pyriculariaceae. The coding region runs from base 262 to 1281 and encodes 339 amino acids. The record is from RefSeq and is a predicted model, not a curated record. Gene Ontology annotation, molecular function: thymidylate synthase activity.